Molecule: messenger RNA, 4145 nt
Organism: Episyrphus balteatus (marmalade hoverfly)
Lineage: Eukaryota; Metazoa; Arthropoda; Insecta; Diptera; Syrphidae
Gene: dpp
Product: protein decapentaplegic
Exons: 3
Coding region: 1942-3576 (544 amino acids)
Biological process (GO): BMP signaling pathway; SMAD protein signal transduction
Cellular component (GO): extracellular region
Molecular function (GO): growth factor activity; cytokine activity
Source: RefSeq, a predicted model, not a curated record
AGCACCAUACCGCAGCAGCAGCAAGUUAAACAACAUGAACAAGUGAUCAUCCAGCAGCAGUAGCUGUGUACACUGGCUGCUGGCCGCUCUGAUGUCUGUAUAGACGACAACGACACAACGUCCAAACGAGACUAUACACUUUGGAUUAUUGAAUCAGGUAGACAGAUAGGCGUUAGUCGUUCUACAGCCCUGAUCGAGUUUAAAUCUAUUCCGUUGAGAGCAGAGAUACAUUCGUUUCAAAAAAAAAAAUAUAUACAAAAAAAAAAAGAUACACCAAUACAAGAUACUCUGAGCUGAACUCAAAAAAAAAAAAAGAUAUACUUGAACAAGAAGAAGCAAAAAAAAACAACUACCAAAAUCCAAAAAGUCAGCUUAGAGAUACAAUUUAUGCUAACGCAAAAAAAAAAAAAAGUAUCUACACACAACUUUGUAUCUUUUUUUCUAUUUUUUCUUCUUUAACUAAUUUUUUAAUAUAAAUUAAUUACUGUGUCAUAUAAAAAAAAAAAAAUAAAAAAAAAAAAAAGUUGCGCAAGUUAAAAAAGAUUAAUAAUCGUGUUUGCAGUCUAUAAACCAGAAAUAUUGAAAAACAAGUCGUCGUCUCUCGUAGUCGUAUUUGCCUCGUUCGUUAUUCGUUCAUACAAAUGAAAGCAAAAAUACAAUUAUUUUUCAUAUCAAAAUAACCCUGCUGAAUGUUGUUGUUAUUACCCGUGAUUUUCGACUUGACUCGAAUCGAACAAUCUUCAACAACAAUUGGAUUACACACUACCACGAGAUACAAUUCAAUACACGACCCUACAAUAUCGAUAAGAUUUUGUAACUUUUUUUUUUUUUUUUCAAUAAUAUCCAAUCCGCAAAUCUUCGAAAAUGAUGGUUAUGAAUAUUUCCUAUAAAUUUGUAAAAUUAUUUAAACAAAAUACAAUAAAGUGCACUUUAAAUAUUAAAAUAUAAAUUAAAAAAAAAAAAAAAAAACAAGACUAAAGUGAAAAUUUUCUACAUUUUUAAAUGUCUACUACUACAACUACUACAAAUGCAACAAAAAACAUCUCUCAAAUCAGAAGAUACAACAACAACAACUGUGAAGAAGAAAAAGUUAAACGAAAUCAACAAAAUAACCACAUGAAUUAAAAAAAAAAAAAAAAAAAAAAAAUAAGAAAAAUAUUUUUAUAGUUAUUGAUUUUUUUUUUUUCUUACAAUAAAAGGAAAGUGUUAAAUUUACUCUGUGUGAAGAAGAAUUUAUCCAAAAAAUUUGUCCUAAUUUUACAAAAUAUAUUUUCUUCUUUUUAAACAAAUUGAAAGAAAAAAAAUUUUUUUUUUGUGUCUCUGGUUGUCACAUAUAUUUUGAAUGCACCUGUUGUUGUUGCUCUUGCCAUCACUACUCUGGUUGUUGCUGCAUUAUUAUUAUUAUUGCAGAGUUACAUCCAUCAUCAAAGUGAAAAGAAAAUACUACAACAACAACAACAAUACCAACAACAACAAUAAUAAAUACAACUACGUAUCUAUAACUGACAUGAUUGUAACAGUAAUUAGUGAUCAUAAUUAUUUCAUAGAUGCUGUUUGGCAUUUUUGUGACAAUUAUUAUUGUAAUAAUACAACAACGGCAAAAAAAAGUUUUUAAAAACUAUAUAUUUUUUAUAUAUCACUAUCGUCGGAAAACAAUUAUAAAAACAAAAAUUUGUGUGUUAUAUAUAUUUUUUUUGUUGUUAAAAAAGUUUAAAAAUUUAUUUAAAAUUUUAUUUAACUUUAAUUUUUAAAAUAAAAUAAGAAAAUAAAAAUUAAUUAAAUGGAUAUCAGUACAAUAACUAUAUUUUUUUGUAAAUGAAGUGUAGAACGAUUAUAAGAAAAUUUUUAAUUAAAAAUUUUGUUUAAAUAUUUUUAAUAAAAUAUUUAACACGCGCACGCGGACAAAACAAGAAAACAUAAGACUGAGAGUUGCAAGCGACCAUGGGCGCAUGGCUUCUAUUCCUUAUAGUGCUGGCGACUAUAAAACCCAUCGUUCAAGUUGCUAGCACAGAGGAUUUACAACCAUCAACAUCAACAUCAUCAUCGUUGUCGUUGUCUUCGUCGUACUCAACGUCGUUAUCGUCAUCGCUAUCGUCGUCGUCAUCUCCAUCAUUACCAUUUCCAGUGAUUGAUAAUAUUAAUUCUAAUAAUAAAUUAAGUGAUAGUGAUAGUAGCCGAAGAAGAAGUGGUCUUUUAGACAACAACAACAACAACAAUAGCAACAACAGCAGCAGUAAAUUAGUUAAAGACAAUACAAUCGAAAUGGAUUUAAUAACGAAACAAGAAGAAACAUCAAAUAAUAAUAAUAAUAUCAUCGAAUCAUCAUCAUUAUCAUCUGAUAAUCAAUCAAUUGAUGAUGAUAAUCAAUAUCAUAGUGAACAAUAUCCAAGUGAUAAUAAUAAUAACAAUGAUAAUAUGGAUAAUAAUAGUAUAGAUGAUAAUAGUUUAAGUGAUACUACUACAACAAGCACAGUGAUUGCUAAAAAGCCUGAUCCUGAUACUCUAGUCGAAAUUGAAAAUAGCCUUCUAUCAUUGUUCAACAUGAAGAAGCCGCCGAAAAUUGAUCGAACAAAAAUAAUAAUACCUGAAGCUAUGAAAAAGCUCUACGCACAAAUAAUGGGCGAAGAAUUUGAUUCUGUAAAUAUUCCUAAGCCUGGCUUAUUAACGAAAUCAGCGAAUACAGUUAGAAGUUUUACACAUCAAGACAGUAAAAUCGACGAACGAUUUCCCCAUCAUCAUCGAUUUAGAUUACAUUUUGACGUCCGGACAAUACCCGCUGAAGAAAAACUCAAAGCUGCCGAACUCAGUUUAAAUCGCGAUCUAAUAAGCGGCCUUGCCCGAACAUCAGCAGCCAAUCGAACUGCAUAUCAAGUCUUAGUCUAUGAUAUUUUAAAAGUUGGCAUCAAAGGUAAACGCGAACCAAGCUAUCUCCUACUAGAUAGCAAACAAAUUCGCUUAAAUAGCACUGAAAUUGUUAGUUUUGAUGUACAACCAGCUGUCGAUCGAUGGCUAGCUGCACCAAAAAAUAACUACGGACUAUUGGUUGAGGUCCGAACAGCAAAACAUUUAAAACCGGCGCCACACAAUCAUGUACGCCUGCGACGCAGUGCGCAUGAAACACCCGAGGAAUGGUCACACAAACAGCCAUUGCUCUUCACCUACACCGAUGAUGGGCGACAUAAGUCGCGAUCGGCACGCGACAUGAGCCGACCGAAACGUGCCCAUCAUACGCGAAAAUCACAUCGGAGGAAAAACAACGACGAAAUUUGCCGCCGGCAUUCGUUGUAUGUUGACUUUGCUGAUGUGGGGUGGGCCGAUUGGAUUGUGGCGCCACCAGGCUAUGAUGCCUACUACUGUCAUGGAAAGUGUCCGUUUCCGCUGGCCGAGCAUUUGAACACAACCAACCAUGCGGUGAUACAAACUUUAGUCAAUAAUAUCCAUCCAGGUAAAGUACCAAAGCCAUGCUGUGUGCCAACACAAUUGACAAGCAUUUCGAUGCUAUAUUUGAAUGAUGAAAAGUCGGUAGUUCUGAAGAGUUAUCAGGAUAUGACAGUAGUUGGUUGCGGUUGUCGAUGAUUGUUAGCUGAUAGUGGAAAUUAUUUUGGAAGAGCAGCAACAACAACAAAAACAAAACAACAAAGGGAAAUAGAAUAUUAAUCUAUACAACUACUUACACACAGUAACACACACACACACAGAUAGUUUGGUGUUUAAUAAUGACAAAAUCUAUUCCAUCUGUGCCAUUUUAUAUGCGUUCUAUAUUCUAAAUGGUGUUUGAGGGAAAUCAAAAUUGUACAACAUGUGGAUGUUUACACACACAUUCUGUUGUAGCUUUGGGAAACUGCUUUGACAAUGGCAGAUUCAUUUGGCUAUUGAGCUAUAGAAGUCUUGCGUCAAAGGACCAACGACUUUUACAUCAAAAAGAUGGGAUCUGCUGAAAGCGUUACCGGACACAAAAAUGCAGUUUGUGAAGCUUAGGAUCCACUUUUUUGAAAUUUAUAGUAAAAUAUCAGAUUAAGCCGGGAUCAACGCAAGUUACAUGUUUGAUACGUCAAAAACAGUCUCCCGCUAUCAAAUUAUUGACAUUUGAUGAGUAUGGAGUCAUAAAGAACCUAUUAAAAUCUAACUUGCUUUGAACUUGACCA